CUGACGUGACCCAAUCAAACGGUUAAUCGGACUCGGAGCCAGGGGACCCUGUUACGAAUUCGCAUUAAGCCAGUAACACCAAUCGGUACACAGUCCGGCGGCCGUGUCCACCUUUGUUUUCUUCUUAGCUUCGCAUAGACGAAAACUAUCGAGAUAACGUGCACAACGCACACAAUUUCUUACCAGAGAAUGCGACGAGUAAAUAGUAGCCACAGAAGGCACAGAUAACAUAGAUUACAGAUGGGCAACAAGAUCGCGCGCACGACGCAGGUCUCGGCGUCGGAGUACUACCUCCACGACCUGCCGUCGUCGUACAAUUUGGUGCUGAAGGAGGUCCUUUUGCGAGGUCGAUUCUUCAAGACGAUUCUGUGUAAGCACGACGAGGGUCUGGUUCUUGUGAAAGUCUACUUUAAGCGUGGUGAGCGCAUCGAUCUCAAAGACUACGAACGCCGCUUGACUGAGAUCAAGGACACCUUUCUUCCCCUUGACCACCCUCACGUUUGGCCAUUUCAGUAUUGGCUAGAAACGGAUAAAGCAGCUUAUCUCGUGAGGCAAUACUUCUUCAACAAUCUUCAUGAUCGACUGAGCACUCGACCUUUUCUCAGUCUUGUGGAGAAGAAGUGGUUAGCUUUUCAGCUACUUCUUGCUGUGAAACAGUGCCACGAGAAUGGAAUUUGUCAUGGUGAUAUUAAAUGCGAGAAUGUGUUGGUCACUUCCUGGAAUUGGUUGUACCUUGCUGACUUUGCAUCAUUCAAACCCACCUACAUCCCCUAUGAUGAUCCUUCAGAUUUCUCUUUUUUCUUUGACACUGUUGGAAGGAGGCUCUGUUAUCUUGCUCCUGAAAGAUUUUAUGAGCAUGGAGGUGAUAUGCAAGUUGCUCAAGAUGCUCCUUUAAAGCCUUCUAUGGAUAUCUUUGCUGUAGGGUGUGUAAUUGCAGAACUGUUUCUUGAGGGUCAGCCUCUGUUUGAACUCUCUCAGCUCCUUGCUUACCGCAGGGGACAAUAUGAUCCUAGUCAACUUCUUGAAAAGAUUCCAGAUUCUGGAGUACGCAAGAUGAUACUUCAUAUGAUUCAGUUGGAGCCAGAGUCACGACUUUCUGCUGAAAGCUACCUGCAGGAUUAUGCAGCUAUUGUUUUUCCCUGCUACUUCUCGCCAUUUCUGCAUAAUUUUUACUGCUGCUGGAAUCCUCUUUAUUCGGAUAUGAGGGUUGCAAUGUGCCAGAGUGUUUUCCACGAGAUACUAAAGCAAAUGACAAGCAAUAUGUCUGGUGAGGAGACGGGUAUGGAACUUAGCAUACCUCCAAAUGACAGGGGGGGCAUUGUGUCAAAAGAGAUAAUCACAAAACAAAAGGUUGACUAUAGGAAUGACCCACAGGGUGUGCAAGGUUUAGUUCAUGAGAGAUCCAAACUUGCCAAUAUCAACAGCCUGUUUGGAGACGUAAAACAAGACCAUCACUCUUGUGAUGUAAAGCCCACACUAGACGGUGCUCCUGCUACUGCAUUUUCCCAAAAUCUCAAGCAAUGUAGCAUUCAAUCUCCUGGGGAGCUUCUUCAAAGCAUCUCCAAUGCAUUUAGGAAAGAUGGCCAUCCAUUCAUGAAAAGGAUUACAAUGAAUAAUUUGAGUGCCCUGAUGUCUGAGUACAAUAGCCAAUCAGACACUUUUGGCAUGCCUUUUCUACCAAUACCUGGAGAUAAUAUGAGAUGUGAAGGAAUGGUUCUGAUUGCCUCUUUGCUAUGUUCCUGCAUACGAAAUGUGAGGUUGCCUCAUUUAAGGAGAGUGGCUAUACUUCUGUUGAAGUCUUGUUCAUUAUACAUUGACGAUGAAGAUCGGCUGCAGCGGGUGCUUCCAUAUGUUAUUGCAAUGCUUUCUGAUCCAGCAGCAAUAGUGCGCUGUGCUGUCUUGGAAGCAUUGUGUGACAUUCUGCCUUUAAUCCGGGAUUUUCCGCCUAGUGAUGCAAAAAUUUUUCCUGAGUAUAUUCUUCCUAUGCUUUCUAUGAUGCCAGAUGAUCCAGAGGAAAGUGUGAGGAUAUGUUACGCGAGCAACAUCGCAAAACUUGCACUCACUGCUUAUGGAUUCCUGAUGCACUCGAUAAGCUUGAGUGAGGCUGGGGUUCUUGAUGAAUUAAGUCUGUCAGGUAAGUCGUUUUCAUCAUCUAGUGAGACUUCCAAGCAGCUGCAUAGGGUGAAUGGUGAUGCUCAGCUUGUGCAACUGAGAAAAUCGUUAGCCGAGGUCGUUCAAGAACUUGUGAUGGGUCCAAAGCAGACUCCAAAUAUUAGGAGAGCCCUCCUUCAGGACAUUGGUAACCUUUGUUGCUUCUUUGGCCAGAGGCAGAGUAAUGACUUCCUCUUACCCAUCCUUCCAGCAUUUCUUAAUGAUCGAGAUGAGCUGCUAAGGGCAGUAUUCUAUGGACAAAUUGUGUUUGUCUGUUUCUUUGUGGGCCAACGAAGCGUGGAGGAAUAUCUUCUACCUUAUAUUGAGCAAGCUUUAAGUGAUACAACGGAGGCUGUAAUUGUCAAUGCUUUGGAUUGUUUGGCUAUUUUGUGCAAAAGUGGUUUCUUGCGGAAGAGGAUACUACUUGAGAUGAUAGAACAUGCUUUUCCAUUGUUAUGUUAUCCUAGUCAAUGGGUGAGAAGGUCAGCCGUCUGUUUUAUUGCAGCUAGCAGUGAGAACUUAGGUGCAGUGGAUUCAUAUGUGUUCCUUGCACCAGUGAUACGUCCUUUUCUUCGCAGACAACCGGCAUCUCUAGCUUCUGAGAGGGCCCUCCUUGUGUGUUUGAAGCCUCCCGUCUCGAGGCAGAUGUUUUACCAAGUCCUGGAAAAUGCCAGGAGCUCAGACAUGUUGGGGCGGCAACGAAAGAUAUGGUACAGUUCAUCAGCAGAGUCCAAACAAUGGGACACUUUGGGUUUACUUAAGAGAGAGGUAGAGGAUAUAAGUUCAGCGAACAGUUGGCCUGACAAACAAUACUUUUCUGAGGGUCAAGAACCUUGUAGAACCAUGCAUCCAAUUGAGCCAACUGAAUUUGAUGAUGAUGCAGCGAAGUUGAGAUCUGUGGGAAGCAUCAUAUACAAUGGGUCUAGUACUGCUGACAUCCUUGAUCCCUUAAGCUCAGAAAAAUUACAGUUUUCAGGCUUCAUGCCUCGACGAGCUAGUGGUGUGAAUAGUUUUAUGUAUGAUAAGUCCUCUGACGGCAUACCCUUGUACUCCUUUAGCAUGGACCAGCGUCAAGUGAAAAAUCCUUCAAUGGCUUCUGACUCCCCAUCACUUGACAAUUUCUUAGGAACUGGUUCUUCAUCCAUGCCUUGGAUGGAUCCUGUAAAUAAAUCAUUUAGUUUGUCUAGUUCAGUUCCAGUGCCUAAGCUUGUUUCAGGUUCAUUCAGCAUCAGUGGUGGUUCUAAACAGUUUCAUAGAGUGGUGCAUGAACCAGAAGGCAGGGAAAAUGAUCAAAUAUCUAAUGUUAGUAGUAAAUUUCAAGAGUUGGGAUUAUCUGAUUCAUCGAAAGGGAGUUCUAGUGCAGAAGAUGCUUCUGCUCCUGAUCUUAUCGGAUUGCCAUCUUUUGCACGAACAACGCCUUUACCAGAUUCCAGUUGGAGGCCCCGAGGGGUUUUGGUUGCACACCUUCAGGAGCAUCGUUCUGCAGUUAAUGCCAUUGCAGUAUCAAAUGAUCAUAGCUUUUUUGUGAGUGCAUCAGAUGAUUCCACUGUCAAGGUGUGGGAUUCAAGAAAGUUGGAGAAAGACAUCUCAUUUAGGUCAAGGCUGACAUAUCACCUGGAAGGAAGCCGAGGACUGUGCACUGUAAUGCUCCCCAACUCUGCUCAAGUCAUUGUUGGAGCGUGUGAUGGAAUGAUGCAUUUGUUUUCUGUUGAUCGGGUCUCCAAAGGUGUUGGCAAUGUUGUUGAGAAAUAUUCAGGCAUUGCUGAUAUAAAAAAGAAGGAUAUCAAGGAAGGUGCCAUACUUGGCCUUCUGAACUACUCAGCUGAAAAUUGCACUAGUCAUAUGGUUAUGUACAGCACCCAAAACUGUGGGAUUCAUCUUUGGGAUGUUAGAGCAAAUUCAGAUGCAUGGACUCUAAAAUCAGUUCCUGAGGAAGGCUUUGUGUCUUCUCUGGUAGCAGGCCCAUGUGGUAAUUGGUUUGUUUCAGGGUCAUCUAGGGGUGUGCUUACUCUUUGGGAUCUGAGGUUCCUCGUACCUGUGAACUCAUGGCAAUAUUCUAUUGUAUGCCCCAUAGAGAAAAUGUGUCUGUUUGCUCCUCCUCCACAUGCCUCUCUUGCUACUACUACAAGACCUCUUGUGUAUGUUGCUGCAGGUUGUAAUGAAGUGUCACUUUGGAAUGCAGAAAAUGGGAGCUGCCAUCAGGUCCUGAAGGUGGCAAAUUAUGAUGCUGAUCCUGGGCUGUCUGAUAUGCCAGGGGCAUUAUCCUGGCCAUCCAAGGCAAAUAAUUCUAGAGCAGAUUUGAGGCAGAAUCUGAAUCCCAAGUACAGAGUUAAUGAACUUAAUGAACUUCCUCCACGUCUUCCUGGCAUCCGUUCGUUGCUUCCCUUACCUGGGGGUGAUUUGUUAACUGGGGGUACUGACUUAAGGAUCCGUCGGUGGGACCAUUGCAGUCCUGAUCGGAGUUACUGCAUGUGUGGGCCGAAUUUGAAAGGUGUUGGAAAUGAUGAUUUCUACGAAACAAGAUCCAGUUUUGGGGUGCAAGUUGUCCAGGAGACGAAGAGACGUCCUCUGGCAACCAAGUUGACAGGAAAGGCAGUUCUUGCAGCUGCUGCUACUGACCCUGCUGGGUGCCACCGUGACUCCAUCCUCUCUCUGGCCUCUCUCAAGUUAAACCAGAGACUCUUGAUAUCAAGUUGUAGAGAUGGGGCAAUCAAGGUUUGGAAGUAAAUAAACGUCUGAGUGCAAAUUAAUUAUUGUACAUAUAUAGUGCCAAAACCAGUUCAAAAUUGUACAUGAGGAAAAAAAAAGAAAAAGAUUAGAGAUAAAAGAUAAACCUCUUCCUCCUCUGGUUCUAUUUACAAACACUUACACAUACUCCAGUUGAUUUUGUACGGGAGAUAUGCUUGUAGACUUGUUGUAGCUGUAGGUAGGCAUUAAUAUUGUUAAAUAUUUUAUCUCA
Molecule: messenger RNA, 5110 nt
Organism: Tripterygium wilfordii
Lineage: Eukaryota; Viridiplantae; Streptophyta; Magnoliopsida; Celastrales; Celastraceae
Product: serine/threonine-protein kinase VPS15-like
Exons: 11
Coding region: 241-4878 (1545 amino acids)
Biological process (GO): late endosome to vacuole transport; protein phosphorylation; macroautophagy
Cellular component (GO): phosphatidylinositol 3-kinase complex, class III, type II; phosphatidylinositol 3-kinase complex, class III, type I; nucleus-vacuole junction
Molecular function (GO): protein serine/threonine kinase activity; protein binding; ATP binding
Source: RefSeq, a predicted model, not a curated record